AUGCCCACCACUGGCACAACCCUCAUGACAAUAGUAGGCAUAACAACCUCCCUAGGCGCCUACCUAGCCGACUGGAACGAUACCCACAUCUACAAUCCGCGCUGGCCACCCCAUGCCAAAUUCCAUAACGGACAAACAAUGUCCAUGGGUCUCGUCCUCGGCCUGACAACAUUAUACUAUCUCUACCGUCAUGCUUCGACACCUGAACUCAAGAGCCAUUAUGUUCAUACGGCUGCUUGGACGGGCAGUAUUUAUUGGAUCACUCAGUUGAGUGCUUUUCUUUAUCCUGGGGCUUUGGCGGUUGAUCCUGAGUUUGGGACGUUUGCGCCGCAGGUGUAUAUUUGUGUAGUCUUGUUGGGGUUUGUUGGAGUUGGGUUGGGUUUGGAAAAGGUUAGGUUGGCGGCUUUGGGUUCUGGGCGUGGGAGGGCUGGGGAGAAGAGGUCUUGA
Molecule: messenger RNA, 447 nt
Organism: Penicillium canescens
Lineage: Eukaryota; Fungi; Ascomycota; Eurotiomycetes; Eurotiales; Aspergillaceae
Exons: 1
Coding region: 1-447 (148 amino acids)
Source: RefSeq, a predicted model, not a curated record